This is a messenger RNA of Phascolarctos cinereus (koala), 10571 nucleotides long. The record is from RefSeq and is a predicted model, not a curated record. NCBI's taxonomy places the organism in Eukaryota, Metazoa, Chordata, Mammalia, Diprotodontia, Phascolarctidae.
GCUAGAUGAUUUUACAUGAUCUAAUUCAGCGAUUGAUGCCCGUAAGGCACUCAAGUGUAUAUAUAGCAGCUUCCUUCUAUUUACCUUCCCUCUGUGGACCAUCUCCAAUUUAUUCUCUCUCUAUCUUGUUUCCAUACAGUUUGUAUGUUGCAUCCCCAUUAGAUGGUAAGCUACUUGAGAAAAGAGCCUGCCUUUUGUCUUUCUUUUUUUCCAUCCUCAGCACUUAGCACAGAACCUGGCCCACAGUAGGUGCUUAACGAAUGCUAAUUGAUUGUUUGCUGGGAAAAAAGGGUUGUGGCUUUUCUUGCAUAAUACUAAAUAGUUUUCUAGGAUGGCUAGAUCAAUGAACGGUUCCACCAUGGUCACGAAGAGUCGGAUAAGACUGAAACACCAGCAAAACUGAUUUAGAGUUUGAUCAAGGUGAAGUAAUCUCCGCUUUUUAACAACACUAAUUUUGGGAGGGGGUAGGGAAAGGACCGGAGUUAGGGGAAACGUGCAGAGGGCGACCGAGGGAGAGGACUGCGGCCACAGGUGGGCAAGGAAAGCAGAGGGGAUGGAGCCAGACGCCAGGACGCCGGGCGGGACUCUCUGGUAACCAAGGUUACCGAGCGCUCCAAGGGAGAACUGGGGAGAGGAGGAAGCGAGGGGGAGGGGCAAGGAAAGGGGGGCAACCCCUCCCAACCCCGGAGUCUGAGAGGAGACAGCAGCAGGUGGAGCGACUUCCGCUGCGGGAAGUAGUCCCCGCUUGGAGGUUGGAGUCGUCGUGAACCGGAAGUAUAAAUCAUGCUGGGCUCUGGGUUCAAGGCUGAGCGCUUAAGAGUCAACUUGCGUCUGGUCAUAAAUCGCCUUAAGCUGUUGGAAAAAAAGAAAACGGAACUAGCCCAGAAAGCGAGGAAGGAGAUUGCAGAUUAUCUAGCAGCUGGGAAAGAUGAACGGGCUCGGAUCCGUGUGGAGCAUAUCAUUCGAGAAGACUACCUUGUGGAAGCCAUGGAGAUACUAGAACUCUACUGUGACCUGCUCUUAGCCCGAUUUGGCCUGAUCCAGUCCAUGAAAGAACUUGAUUCUGGUCUGGCCGAAUCUGUGUCCACAUUGAUCUGGGCUGCUCCUCGACUCCAGUCUGAAGUAGCUGAGUUGAAAAUAGUUGCGGAUCAGCUUUGUGCCAAGUAUAGCAAGGAAUAUGGCAAGCUAUGUAGGACCAACCAGAUUGGAACUGUGAAUGACAGGCUAAUGCACAAAUUGAGUGUGGAGGCUCCACCCAAAAUUCUGGUCGAGAGAUACUUGAUUGAAAUAGCCAAAAAUUACAAUGUUCCUUACGAACCUGACUCCGUUGUCAUGGCAGAAGCUCCUCCUGGAGUUGACACAGAUCUUAUUGAUGUUGGAUUCACAGACGAUGUGAAAAAAGGUGGGCAUGGAAGAGGAGGAGGUGGUGGUGGAUUCACAGCACCUGUUGGUCCUGAUGGAACGGUGCCCAUGCCUGUGCCCAUGCCUAUGCCCAUGCCCAUGCCAUCGCCAGGUUCUCCUUUCUCAUAUCCACCUCCAAAGGGACCUUCGGACUUCAAUGGAUUGCCAGUUGGGACUUAUCAGCCCUUUUCCAAUAUCCAUCCACCUCAGAUACCAGCAACUCCCCCAACAUAUGAAUCUAUUGAUGAUAUUAAUGCUGAUAAGAAUGUUCGCUCUGCACAGGUUGUUGGUCCUGGCCCCAAGCCAGAAGCUCCUGCAAGACCCACCUUGAAAACUACAGAUACCUUUGACAACUUUGUUUUGCCUGAAUUGCCAUCUGUCCCCGAUACACUACCGACCACAUCUGCUGGUGCCAACACCUCAGCAUCUGAGGAUAUUGACUUUGACGACCUCUCCCGGAGAUUUGAAGAGCUAAAAAAGAAAACAUAGACCUUUUUUGGCUGUACCACUCCAGGAUUUGGGAGUUGGGACUGAGCAGCACUCUUCUGGUAAUGAAGAUUCCCAUAGAAUUCUGUUUCCUGUAUUAACGAAUGCUCUCUUCCUCUUGAACUCUCUUCCUGCUGUACCAAAUUCUGCUGCUUUCCAGCUCUUCAUGACUUCAGGAGGCUAACUACUGGGGAUCCUACAAGAACACCAGAGGAACGACUCCUGCAGGUGUGGGUUGUUCCUUCAAAUACACUUUUUCCAUCCCGUUAGUGUGAUUGCAGAUUUUGUCCUUGGCUAUUAUGAAGCAACUCCACAGGGGGGGAAAAAAGGCAAGGGAAAACGCUGUGGGAGAGUCAAGGUUUGCUGGACCAUGGGGAAGAGGGGAAGAGGAGGCUUUUCAUCCCUAGGCCUAGGGCCCAAACUCAGAAAGCCCUUUGUAGAGGGGCAUUUCUGUGGGUGAGAAUUAGGGGCGAGGUGAGUAUUUCUCACUCCCCCAGACAGAAAUGGAAGAGAAGACAUGGGAAUUACAGCAAUAGUUGCUGGAAGCUGGGCAGUUUCAUCGCAUGUAUGCUGCUCCUGGCUGCAGGAUGCUCUUGCACCGGGAUCCAGUUGUAAAGGUUUUCUGGAAAGUUGAUGGCCUCUCUUAGUUCUGCUGGAUUCUCAGGGAGCCCUCCGUGGCCUUUACCACUUGAGUUCGAGUGCUGAGUUUCUCUUUCAUGAGGAAUCAGUGCUACGGUUUCCUUCUUUUCCCCAUAGCAUAUUCUGUUGAAAGUCGUUUGUCUUUUCUUCUUGAGUGUACCACUGGCACCUGAAUGACAGUUUAUAGGUGAGGCAGAAAAUGCCUCUUCAAGGGUUCUGGCUGCCUUAAUACAAGCAUUCGACUGCGAAUAAGAGGGUAAUCUGUUUUUAUUUGAAUACUUUUAAGAUGAUGUGGAACCUUAAAAAAUUUAGUCAAAGAAAACUUGGUUGGUGCCCACAUGAGUGUCAUUGUUCUCUGCUUUCCCUGGUUAGAUGGAUGAAGAUUGACAUCCUUAUUCUUAACUUCUCCUUGGUCCUUUUAGCCAGUGCCACUCUCCCUAGGGGGAAGGCCUUCUGUAUCAGUAAUGUGACUGGUCUUCUUUUCUGUGUAACAUAUCUGUACAGCAGUUUCAAAUAGCUUUUCUUUAAUUUUUGGAUUGAUUGUAUCGUGGAGAUUAGUAGCUCCUAAUAAAGAUGAAGAUUCAAUGCCCUGUUUUGCUACCACUUGGCUAGAAAGCAAAGGUAUCAAUAAGGGGCAUUGGGAAUGGAGAGCCUUAGUGACUGUAAAUAAAGGGUUGUCUGAACAAGCGACCUGUGGAAGCACACCAGACAGUCUUAAUGCCAGUCCUGCAAAUCUUUAGCUUUUAAUUACUUUAAAUGUUUAAAUUAAAUAGUUUGGGGUUGUAUUUAAUGACAGAUAACGACUUUUGAGUUAUUUCCUCGGUUCAUAAUAAACUGAACCUCUUGUUAGUGCCUUUGUCUUGCAGAAAAAAAUGUUUGAUAAGAUCAGUUCUCUUGCACACAUUGCACGGAACUUGGCUUCAUCCUGACUUAUUUACCACCACAGUCAACUUUGUAAAUGUGGGCAAGUAGGAUUCUAAACUAGCCAUGCAGAGAGAGUGCUGGGUGCUUCUGCUUACCUUCUCUACCUCAUUGGCAGUGGGACUGACAGUACUCUGAGAUGGGUCUGUCCAGGGCCUUUGCUCGUAUGUACCUCAGCCAUGACAGGACCCCGGAGAAUGCCCGACUCUGUGUAAACAGAACAUACUGCUGAGGUGAUUUUAAUUCUUCGUUGAAUCUUACAGAGUUAGGUUUAAAAUAAGAAUAGGUACAUGCAUCUGGCAUUCCCCAGGCCGUGCAUGCCAUGCAAAAAUAAAUACCACUGGGAUGUUUAAUAUUCAUCAGCCCUGAUAGGAAAGCCAAGAAUAGGGAAUGAGAAAGUCAGGCUGGUUCAUUCUCCGAAGCUUCCAUAUUGGUGCCUGCUUCUGUUGGCUCUGGCAGUGCUGCCUUUUGAGGCCUCCGUAUUCCUAACAAGUUGGAGAGUUUUUGCAGCAGAAUUUCUGCAAGUGUUGCUUCUUUCUGUGCCUAGUUGUGGAGGAAAGGAGGGUCAAAGUGAGACAAAACUUGAAACAGUUGCUAGAGGCAGAGCAAAAGGGACAGUGCAGAUGCAGAACUGUUAUCUUAAUUUGUUACCAGAAAGAUAAUUACUACUGUUAUUUAAUGUUGAAUGCCAGCAAUGUGCUAGGGACUAUAUGAAGAACAUAGAAUUUAGUGUCAUUCUGCAAAUAGGAAAGUGGUUCAUCGAACUCUCCGUAGAAUAGUAAAGGAGGAUGGUGGUGCUAAGUAUGCUGCAUUCGUUCUUUGCUUUAGUGACGCUGAGUCUUCAUACAGCUGAUGCUUAACUCACUGAACUGGGGAGUUACCUACCAUGACGGACUUUCUCUCCUUGCAGAAGGUCAGCAUAAUUGCAGAAGCGAAAAGGUUAAUGAUCACAAGCACUAACAAAAUGACACUGGUGAUGAUCAGAAAGGAGCCCAGGACUGGGUCUAAGUUGACAACCUAGAAAGGUAAUAGAAGCAAGCCCUGAGCAAUAUGUGUAAAUACUGAUGGAAUUUUACUUCUGGUUCCAGAAAACAUUCGUGAAAAGCAUCUGUAAGUUUAGAAAAGAAGAAUUAUUAUUACUGGAAGGUGUUAGAGUACAAUGGUUGAUUUAUUUAAGGGUGUAAUGCCAUUAUAUGCUUUAUUUAACAUAAAGGAAUGGAUGAAUUAUAAUAAAACUGUAAAUUACUUAGCUUCCCUUUUUUUAUGUAGGUGACCUUAGAAAAAAUGUAUCCAAACUCUCUGGGAGAGCAUAUACAUGUUCAUUUUUGAAGAAUAAUAGGAUCACUUUUAAUAAAUACAUAAACACUAGAAAUAAAACUGUCCAUAACACACCCAGAAACCUAUAACUUAAAUAAAAAUGUAACAGGUUUCCAAAGGAUGACUGUAUAGCCUUUUAUCUUAGCAUGGUUCUUUUACUUCCUUCUGGAAUUGUUUUCCUUCUCACAGAAAAAUACUUGGUUCUGUGUCAUUCUUCAGUUUUCAGGAUUGAAAUCAUCCGUUUCUCUGAUUCAGAAGCUGACUAGAGCCACAUGCAUAGCAUUCUUCUCUUUAUUUAAUUCCACUUCCUUUGACCAUGGAGGUGCUGUUUUCCCUUGCUUUUUGGCCUAUUGAAUACUACUUCUCUACUGCUUUUUCUAAGGUUGCUAGGGUAUUAAAAAUGCCAUUAGACUGCAGAGCAAAUCCCAGUGUUUUUUCAAAAGCAUUGGUUACAGCAAAGGUCCAGGACAGCCAAAGGCGCAGUUAGUUGUAGUAGGAUUUUAUGUGUAUCUCUAGCUAAGGAGAUUUACAAAUGAUCGUUAGUCUUAUUUCCCCUUCAAGUUGCAAAGUUCUAAAGGAUUUAAAAAUGAAUUUGAAAGAGCCAGAAACAGAUGUCAGGACAAUAUGAAUGUGGCAAAAUCCCCGUUCUUAUCGAAUUGCUUAAGAGUUUGAGAGAUCUGAAACAUUCCCAGAGGCAGCUGCAUUCUAGCAGCUAGACGUCUCCCUGGAUUUUGAGGUGAUGCCAUCUUCCGAGAUCAAAGAUGUAUGUCAUCCUUAUACCUUCUAACAGUGUCUUGAAUGUUUAUACUCUGAGAGUUAAAGGGGUUUCUCUAAUUUGAAUUGAACUUUAAUCUUUAAUUUAGUUUCUUAACAGUGUAUAAGAAACACAAGUGUUUGGCUUUUCACCUUUCCUGAAGAUAAUUCAUGUUUCCCUGAAGUGAGGAUUUGCCAAUGACAAUAAAGAAAUACUGCAGUUCUUCCUAGAGUUGUGUUUAAUGGUACUCUUGUGCCUCUUGAUAAUUUUUAGGUUUUUCCUAAAAAAAGUUGCACGUUUUCAAAGAGACAUUGAGAAAGGACUCAACUCCUUAGUGUCACCUUUGCUAGGUGGUUAAUGAACAUGGGAUUUAGGUUUGUGUCUCAGUUUGAGAACAAUGUCCUUUGAGAACUAAUUGUGACAAGGACGAAAAGUAACAGGUAAAAAUGGGUCCUGUAAGAGUAAAGAUUUCUAAAAGGAAUAACCAACCACUUAGGAUCUGGCCAUUGUGAGCACUAUAAGAAGCAAUAGCAGAGGAUCUCAGUUUCCCAUCCCAGGCUUAAGGGAAGUCUCUCCAUUGGGAGCUCCUCGUUAGAGGCAUGUAUUAAACCAAAUGGAUUUAGGGAUUAUAUAGCAAGGGUUCUCACCUUGUGGUAAUCAGAGAUCCCCAUCAGAAGACCAACAAUAGUUACAGCUGAGUUGAAAAAGGUUCUGUAGUCAGAGAUGCUCCAUCCAAAAAGAAUGUUGAACUGUGUAAGGGAAAAAGCCAGUGAGAGCAGGAGUGGCCCUCAAGUGGCAAUUUCUGUGCACUUGGAGGACCAGCUGUGGGAGAUGGUCAUAGCAGCUUAGAUUUAGGCCAUCUGCUCCAGCCCCUUCACUUUACUGUUGAGGAAACUUGCCUGAAUCACACAAGUAUGAGAGCCUUAAUAAUGAUGAUAGUGUAUGUCUAUGUAGCAACUGCUAUGUGCCAGGCACUGUUGUAAGCACUUUGUAAGCUCUUUAGAAUAACCCUGUGAAGUAGGUGCUGCUGUCAUUCCUGUUUUACAUUUGGAAGAACUGAGGCUGACUGAGGGUCAGUGACUGGCCUGGGGUCAAACAACUAGUAAUGACCUGAGACCACAUUUGACCUUGGGUUUUCCUGACCCUAGGCCUCCUGAUAGACAUCUACUUUGUCACCUCGAGGCUUCCAGGGUGCUUGUUAUGAAAGGCUGUUCAAAAAUGUGCCUAGGUCACUUACUCUGGAGUUGGAGGACCUCCUUUCAAACCUACCUCCAGUGUUGUUGACUUUGGGUAAAUACUAACCCUCUCUGGGCCUCAGUUUCCUCAUCUGAAAAAUGUGGGGCUGGACCAGAAGGCUCCCGAGGUCCUUUUCAGCUCUAGGUCCCACAGUACGACCCCAUGAAUCCCUUGUACUCAAUAGCACUUAAUACCUUGCACAGCACUCUCAUAUCCAUUAACCUUGAUCCUUGGUAUCUUAGUGCCGUAGGUGUGAUUUUCUCCAUUUUACAGGUGAGAAAAUUAAUGUGGAGGAAAGUAAAGUGAAAAUAGUGCUAGUUAGUGACAGCUUUGGCUGAAACCUGGUCUUGUGAUUCUAAGUUGAGUACUUUCCCUACCAUGCCAUCCUGACAUCUUUGACUUAAGGGUUUUAGGCACUGUUUGCCCAAGGUUACACUCUUGUCAGCGUGUCAGGAGGGAAACAUAUCAGUGGCUUACAGCGAUGGAGUGGCUUGUCAGCAGGAUCAGAAUGAUCAGCAAGAAGCCAGCCACUUCAUCCCGAGCUCUCUUCAGUGUUGUGCUGAUAGUCUGGAGUCUGGGAUUGAGCUGUAGCAGGCUUCAGAGCCCGGUGGUUGUCAGCAAGACCAGGAAGCCGAGGAGGUAAAUGAGAGCACAGGUCACUUGGACAACUUCGUGGAAGCUGAUAGAUCUAUCAAGGAAGUCUGGCCGUUAGUCGUCACCACUAUGAAUCAACACUUCCAUUUCCUUGGCAAUAAAUUUGUGUAAGUUUGGCCAACUUGAUGUGCAAGUCUUUAUAUUGCCAAGUUUUCCUGUGGUGGCUGAAUAAAAUAAAAUUUAGUGGGAACUUGACCUUGGGGGUGAAUGGGUGGUCGUCAUUGGAUGUGGAGGGGAAGACGUGUUGGAUACAGUCCCAAGGCUAGUCUCUACUCUGAAUUUAGGUAUCAGGCCAGCCCCAUCUCUUGUGAACAUGAGCAAAAUCUCAUCUCAGUGGGAGAGACCUUUCCCCAUGGGAUGUCAUCAUGAGAGCCUGAACUCUGUCUAGUGCCCUGGUCCUAACGCAAUCCCUGGCCAAUGACAACCAAACCUGGGAUUGGGAGGUUCAGCAGUGACAGCAGUAGAGACACAGAAGACAGAUUUCUGUGGGGAAUGAGGUGCCUGCUAAAAAAGUUUUCUUAGGUGUAAGAUAUUUUUGUGUAGAGAAGUCUUAUUCCACUUUUCUUCCCUCACCCACUUUUCCCCUUCCUUAACCUUCUGUAUAUUUGUUUUUGUGGAAUCUGUGGGUCAGGGAACCUGUUGGCCCCAGUUUCCUAAAAGGUAAAAUUUAGAAGUUGGACUUGAUGUCCUUUGAGUGUCCUCGCAGUUCCAAAUCUGUGAUCAUAUAGUGAUACCUAAAUACCUACUUGACUUGCCUAGUGUGAGGUCUGGUCUCCAAAGAAGGUUAGCAAGAGGUAGUAAUUUUGCCAGAUUAUUGUGUAUUGUAACAUCUGGGCUAACAGAAAAGGCUUCACAUAUACAGAAGUGUGUGAUGUGUGUGUGCUGUUUAGCAGUAAUUAACAAGGUCGAUGAGAAUAUAGCCAGUGUUUUCUGUUAUGUAAGGUUCUGCCCUUCUGCCAUAUACUGGACCCAAGAACACCCCUGUCAGAUCUUAAUAUAGAUGUUACUCCUUAAGUGUUUGGAUGUUUCUUCACAGCCGUUUAUUUAAAAAACAACUCAUUUACAUGUCCAUACCGUAAUAGGAGACGUCUCGUCAUAAGAUUCUGUGCAAAGAGGCGGCCAAGGCAGCUGCCUCAGUGGCCCUUUGGGGAAUGGAGUGCUUACUGCAGGAGGAAAGGGGCCAUACAAAGUUCCCUGAACCCCAGCCGAGCUCAAGGCAAGACACUUCCCAUCACGUUGGUGUUUUGUUUAGGCAGGAUGUUUCCCACACUGCAGGUGUAUGUGCACAAACAUUUAAGUCAUCAGGUCAAAAUGCUUUUAACUGGCUAAUGCUGAGAACAAGAAAACCAUUAAUUCAUUUAAUUAGGUUUUGUGAUUCUGUUGUGUAGGAUAUAGUUCCAUUGUUAAACCUUAUUCUUUGAGUACAAACUUGACUGUAUGAAAGUAGUGAAUAAAGUAAGCUCCCUGAGGGCAGGGGCUGUUUUCAUUUUUGUCUUUGUAUGCCAAGGGCCUAGCACAUUGUGCUUAAUAAAUCUUAGUGAAACACGAUAAGCAUCGUGAGAAAGAAUAAUUCAGAUGAAUGCAUGGUAAGAAAUGUAAGCAAUAUUGUGAUUUUCUAAUUGUUAUCUGUUGUGGAUAUUGGCCCAAAUUUAGUUUUUAGCUGUGAUAGGCACAGAAAUAUAUGGAAGGCUAGAGAAGAAGGAAGAUGUUUUGGCUGAGUUUGCUUUCCUACUGAAGGUCUUUAUCUCUUGCAAAGGCUACUCAUCUUUGCCAUAAGCUGGGGCAGAAGCCUGGGCACUCUGUAUUUUGGGGGCUGUCCUAUACCAGGACUGCUUGCUCACCUGCUUUUAUUAUGAUGGUAUUGCGCCAUAUCUCUUUUAUACAAGAAAAAACACUUCAGCUGGAGUGCCAGCAUUAUAAAGCUUAUGAGGAUUAUGCUGGUGUCCAGGGCAUUGCUUUUCUUGGUGAAGUAUUUCCAUCCUUGCUGUUUCAGCCGGUUCCCCUAAACAUAAGUACAGUGGUUACUACUGCUUAUGAGGAAGGUUUAGUCUUAGAAGAUUUUGCUCCAGUAAAGAUUGAAAUGUAAUAUGAUUUUAUUCUUGCUCUGUUCUGCAGCCAUUCAAAGCCGAUUCCAAGUGAAUAAGAAACUUGAAUUUGAACAGCCUCUUUUUGGAGAAUCUAAAACUUGGUUAGAUUUUAAAAUAAUUAUUUGGAAAAUUUUUUUUUAAAGUAUGCCUGAUUGUGACACAUUCUCUAUUGUCUCAUUUCCCCUCACAGGGAAAACACCACUUUGUAUUAAUAGCAUACCAGCCAGAAAAUUGAAUUAGCCCUCAGCAGAGUCUUGGCAAAGUACUUUCAUUGCAGAGAGGAAUCCCAAGUCUUGUAUCUAGCAGCACAAGUAAGGAGCGCUUACUUCAUGUCAAUAGUGUUAAAUGGCUGACCUUGUACUCUAGAGCAGAUCGAUCCCAACUUUACCUGUGUGAAGAUGUGAUAAAAGAGUAGCACAAAGUAGAUAACUUUUGAGGCAAUGAACCAGAUGGAAACUUCUGGGCAUCUGAAUGAUCUGUAAAGUGUUCACGUUGAUAGAACUGAAGAAAGCCCCUAGAAAGAAUACAAUAGGUUUUGGGAGAAGAGUCCAGCUUUCCCCCUGGACUCCCAACUAUUCAGACCGUCCCCUAGCCAGCCCUUGCUGCCCCCUUCAGUCCCAGUUUGAUGAACUCACCUUGCUCAGUACAUACUUUCAUCAAACAAAUAUACUUGGUCCCAAUGACUUUAAAAAGAAGGGAAGAAUGUGUAAACAUAAAGGGGAAAAAGUAAAAAGUGUUCCUAGUAUUUGUGCAGUGGGUUGUUUUCUCUGAUCACUACAGAAGGGAAAUCACAGCUAUUAAGGAAAAUGAGUCAAAGAACCCUUUCUCACUAGAAAGAAAGAUGGAAGCUGGAUAAGUUAAAAAAGAAAAGGCAGGAAAAAAUCUCUCUGACUCAUGUUGCAGUGCUGAAGUGUGAAGUGUAAGAGAAAAUAGAAAGGAUAGUGUGGUAAAUAGAAGCGUGUAAAGACUGAUGUGUAAAAAGUGAAACUUGUAUAUGUUUGAAGUCUUUUAAAGAAUUGAAAUAUAUUUUUUGCUCCCUAAGAAAACAAGUCUUUAAUAAAAGUGUGUAAAAUGAG